UUAUUUAUUUUGCUACUUGUGGUUUUUGGCAAAUUCUCGGAAGCUCGGGUAAGGCAGGAAGGCGGUUCCUUUGUCAUCCUUCUUGAAUUAGAAUCGGUGGGGAAUCAAAUACCAGCGAACCCUAGGCUGUGUUUCUCCAAGUUCUUUUAUGUGGAUAGUACUGCCGGCAGCUUUACAACUUUUCGGAUGUCUCCACUCUCAUCUGCUGGCCUUUUAUCUGUUCCAGUGCUUAAUAGAAGCCAUGCCUAG
This is a messenger RNA of Acaulospora morrowiae, 249 nucleotides long. The record is from the annotation of a GenBank genome assembly. Lineage: Eukaryota; Fungi; Glomeromycota; Glomeromycetes; Diversisporales; Acaulosporaceae.